Ylistrum balloti is the source of this 780-nucleotide messenger RNA. RefSeq names its product leukocyte elastase inhibitor-like. The record is from RefSeq and is a predicted model, not a curated record. NCBI's taxonomy places the organism in Eukaryota, Metazoa, Mollusca, Bivalvia, Pectinida, Pectinidae. Gene Ontology annotation, molecular function: serine-type endopeptidase inhibitor activity.
AUGGUAAUGGGUCUUCAGUUUGAAGCCGCAAGGAGAGAAAUUAACGACUGGGUAAGCACACAGACAGCUGAGAAAAUACAAGACCUUUUGCCACAAGGAUCUUUAAAUCCAUUGACUGCUAUGGUAUUGGUGAACGCUAUCUACUUCAAAGGAGACUGGAAGACAAAAUUUAAAGUUACCAAGGAUAUGACCUUUCAUAGCCUUAAAGGUCAAGAGAAGACUGUGAAAAUGAUGUUUCAAAAAGCUACCAAGUUUCCGCUUAAACAUGAUGAUGACAAAAAGGUUUUGGAAUUGCCAUACAAAGGAAACAGUCUUUCAAUGGUUAUUAUUUUACCCGAUGAUAGAGAUGGAUUGUCUGCCCUUGAAGAGAAGUUAACUCCGUCUGCAUUGAAAGGACUGAUGACAGACAUGCCACCUAUAAAAGUAGAAGUGUUUCUACCGAAGUUUAAACUUAAAUCUGGCUUUGAGCUUUCAGAAGUUUUUCAACAAAUGGGAAUGAAAGAUCUGUUUGACAAAACUAAAGCUGACUUGUCUGGUAUCGACGCUUCCAGGAUGUCAUACGUGUCCGCCAUAUUUCAUCAAGCUUUCGUCGAUGUCAACGAGGAAGGAACAGAAGCGGCUGCUGCCACUGCCACUGCCGUCGUAAUGAUGAAAAGAUCUCUUCCACGACCACCAUUGCAGUUCAAAGCCGAUCACUCAUUUAUGUUCGUUAUCGAAGAUAAUCGGUCGGACACAAUUUUGUUUGUGGGAAGGUUUGUCGAUGUUGAUGAGACCCGCUAA